This is a messenger RNA of Parasteatoda tepidariorum (common house spider), 1602 nucleotides long. RefSeq names its product venom protease. Gene Ontology annotation, molecular function: serine-type endopeptidase activity. NCBI's taxonomy places the organism in Eukaryota, Metazoa, Arthropoda, Arachnida, Araneae, Theridiidae. The record is from RefSeq and is a predicted model, not a curated record. Gene Ontology annotation, biological process: proteolysis.
AUAAAGCGUGUCAAAACCCACACUGUUCUUCUUGCAUACGGAUCUGUUCUCUUUCUUUAAGUCGUGGUUUUCCCUUUGCAAGAUGUUUUUCAAUCAUUUCCUGAGGAUAGUUUGCGAUUUUAGUUUCUCUACAUAAAUUUCACUAGACAAUGAGGCAUAUAUUGCUAUGUGAAGGGGUUGUGCAGAGCGAAGCUGAAAUCUUGACGGAACGUCUGUUUUCUGCUCCACUCUGCAGACUGAAGAAGACAGACAGACUGCAGACAUAUGUGGCAAAAAUUUAAGAGUUACGAUUUUACUUUUUACGCUAUAUCUUGUGACUCAUGGACAGUUAGUAGAAGACAGACAACUCUCAUCUUCAGUAAAUUACUGCCGAACUCCUGAUGGGCUUGCUGGAGAAUGCGGAGAAAUAUCAAGAUGUCUAUAUUUAUUAUUCGAUAUGGUCAAAUUACGACGAUCAGUUUGCUUUAGAAAUUUCUUUAUAGUAGGAAUAUGCUGCCCAGGGUUUUCGUCCACCACCACAUCUAUUGCAAAUGUUACGACAGCUCCGGAAACGACAACAGAAACUCCUGAAUCCACAACAGAAGUAACCACAACAACUUCUACUAAACCACCAACCACAAAACGAGCUACUCUUAAAACAACUAUAUCAACAGCAAUACCUUUAAAAAGAUUCCACUCGAAGUCCACAAAGAAACCGAUUACAACUUCAACAACGACUGUAAAGAAUGUCGAAGUUUUUACCACAACCACCACUACUCCUUUAGAUACUUUGGCAUCUGAAGCAUCCAUACAAAAUUUCACUUAUUCAUCAGCUUUCACUUGUGGAAGCUCUGGAAGAGAUGGGCGUAUUGUUGGAGGAUAUGAAGCUAAUCCAGGACAAUGGCCUUGGAUGGCUGCAAUAUUCUUGGACAGUUACAAAGGCCGGGAAUACUGGUGUGGAGGAGCUCUAGUUGGGACAUGGUACAUUUUAACCGCGGCUCAUUGUCUUUCUGACCAAAGAGGAAGAAGGUACAGAAAAGAACAGCUUACAGUACGAUUAGGAGAUCAUCAUUUGUUCAAGACAGAUGAUUUUAUGAAGCCCAUUGAGUUUAAAGUUGCUGAAACUUUACCCCACCCUGAUUUUUCCAGAAGUGGGUUUUAUAAUGAUAUAGCUCUCUUAAAAUUAAGAAAACCAGUUACUUAUUCUGAAUUCAUCAGUCCAGUAUGCUUACCUACUGUCGGAUUGAAAGCAAAUUCCUUAGUUGGAUAUAUGGGAACAGUCACUGGAUGGGGUACAUUAUCUUAUGGUGGCACUGGCAGUGGUUCAUUACAGCAAGUCACCAUGCCCAUAUGGGAUAAUGCAGACUGUAAUCGAAGAUAUUUUCAACCUAUAACCAAAGGAUUUUUAUGUGCAGGUUUUUUUGAAGGUGGAAAAGAUGCUUGUCAGGGAGACUCUGGUAGUCCUAUGGUGAUACCUGAUAGAACAAGACAUUGGACUGUGAUUGGAGUUGUAUCAUUUGGAAGUAAGUGUGCUCAGGCUGGAUACCCUGGAGUUUACACAAGAGUCACGGAAUAUUUAGAUUGGAUUGAUGAAAAUAUGCAAUAAAUAUUUAAAACAAUUUA